AUGGUUUCGUCGGGACGUGGAGCGACCAUCAAUGACUUGCCUACCGAAAUCCUACGAGAGAUCGUCGGCCUAGUAUGGCUCGACUCGAUUCCUAAAUCCUCGUUCCGAAACAUCGACCCACACGGACUUCCCUCAUCAUACCCAGACGGUCGCAAGAUCUCAUCCACCCAAAACGAUACCCGUAAGACGCUAUACAACCUCUGCCUCGUCAGCAAGGCCUUCUAUCAUGAGGCGAGAGUCCUUUUGUUCAGACGCAUUCAGAUCACGCUUCCACACAGCUUCAACCUGCUCUUGAGAACGCUCGGUGCUUCUCACUUGGCUAGUGCCUACGAAAAGUAUGCCUCCACCGGCCGCGUCAACGUCGAUCCUUCCGACCCUGCCUCGUUCGUUAAUAUGGUGGCUGCCGCAGGCUUCGCACAUGCUUUGGGACAAAAGCUGAUCAUUGGAGGUCAAGGGACGCCAGCAUCACCCGCUAGUCGCAAUCAGAGCCCUGCACCAGCUAAGCAGGCGAGUGCCUCUGUCUCCGCCGAGCGCGACGCUUCUUUGACGCGGAGGCCGUCUCGCCGCAACGUCAUUCGCAUCAACGCAGACCAGGACGGCGAAGUCGAACUCAUUUGGACCGAGGAUCCCGACUCGGACCCCAACGAUCCGGUCUACCACGUCACUCUGCGUGAGGAGUACGACGAAGACGCUUCUACGCUGCAUCGUUGGGCGCGUCUUAUCGACUUCUCCAACUUUCGUACCCAAGGCAUGCGACGAACCAUCGGAGAGGGCAUGGAUCAGCGCUUCGUAACUCCAGCCCGUCUGCACGCCCUUGUGACUGCAGCAGAGGGGCUCGUCGCGUUCGGCGCUAGCGAGUCGAUGGACUCGGCUCUCUCCAACGAUGUGCUAGAAGCGCUCCUCUUCCGCGACGGCGAAUACAGCAAACCUAGUCGUCUGCGCGGCGUGUCGGUGGAGCGCAGCAACGCUCGACCGAACAAGAUGCUCCAGAGUCUCGACCUCUGCGAGUGCGUCUCUCCGCGCUUCCAAGAGGCCAUGAAGGAGUUUGUUCAGACGCAUCUCCGAAAGUUCAGCGGCAGGAUGACCAACACGGUCGAGGAGGAGACCGAGGUGGAAGACGAUGGCAUGGACGUCGAUGGCGAGGAAGAGCGCGGUCGUGGCCGAAGUACUGCCUCGAGGCAGCAGAACAAGAGCGUCAGUCGAUCGGCGUCGACGCGUCGCCGAGAUGGUGAAGGACCGAGCCGUCAUCCUGCCAAGCCGACCGCUUUCCCUUCUCUCUAUCGCUUGGGCCUAUCGGGCGUGACGCUCGACAACGACCUGUUGAAUCCAUUCGUGCUUGCUUUUCCUCGACUCACCCAUCUUGAUUUGUCGAGGACCAAAGUCGAUGCUGCCCUGCUCGAUGCGCUUAGCAACUCGCAUCAGUUGCAGCUCGAAAGUUUGUCGCUCGCAUUCUGCAAGCGCAUCACGUCGGAGGCCGUCACAGAGCUGCUCGUCGACGCACCGUGCACGCAAGGGCUUGUCGAGCUUUCACUUGCAGGAACGCUGAUCUUCCCAACGCCCAUCGACUCGGAUGAUCUCAAAGUCAUCAUCACACAAGCGCCUUGCUUCCGCUCUGGUAAGCUGCGCUACCUCGACAUUGGCGGUUGUGCGCUUACGGACGAGCUACUUGGCUUGAUGGGUCCUCAGCCUUCGUUGCUCGAUCUCGGGCUGUCGCAUUGUCCGCACAUCCGGCUGGAAGCAGUCAGCAAGCUGCUGAGGGAGCGUGCGCCCAACGUGCAGAUCCUCGAGUUGUCCGAUUCGUGCACGUCGCGCUCUUCCACGGAAGGGCUCACCACCAACAUCCCCGGCUACGACAGCCACGAUGCGAGCGCCAUCAAUGCUGUGCAUCUGCAGAGCAUCCUUGUGGGACCGUGUGCCAAGACGCCGCCCAUCCCGAUCUCGGUGCAGCUGGCUAUGAUGGGCUUCAAGACGGGUUCGGAUCCGCCGCCGAGCUUGCCAGCGAACGCGAGGGCGGCGACGAAUUUGCGCGUCGUGGGGCUCAACCAGGCGUCGCUCAGGAGUGUGCGGGGUGGAUUCGGCAGCUGGAAGGUGAUCAGGGGCGCGGGGAGGAGAGGCUGGGUGGUGGAUACCGCGGCUGGGCCGAAUCCGGAAGCGAGCGACGAGGCGUUGUUGGAGGACGUGGUGGCUGUGCCUAGCCUAGGGGUGAAAAUUGACGACGGAUCAGGAGCCGAUGAUAGCAUUGGCGGCGGUGACGGAGGGAAGCCAAUGAAGAGGGGAAGGUCAGUGAGGUACGACGAACGGUCGCUCGACCCGCGCGAUGCGCGCGACGACGCCGACCGUUCUUCUCGCUCACCAAUGCGCGUCCCCUCACUUUCGGCGCGCCCCACCAUCCCCUCUAUUCGGAGAGCACACUCGGUCGGCGGAGGGUCUGGCUCGCGUUCCCGUUCACGCCACAUGGCCGCAGCUGCCUCGUACUCGCUCCCACCGGACGCCAAAGUGGUGCCACGCGAUGAGGUAGUGCGCGAUCUGCCCGUCGACCAUCCACGUCGGGUGACGCUGCAAAGACUGGCCGACUGCAACGGCCACGUUCCGGGCGAUAUCGGCUGGCACAGUCGCAAGAUGGAAGUCCUGCUCGGCUUCGGCUUCCUGGGACGAGAGUCCGGGCUGUACGCUCUGCCGUCAUUUCAGGUGUAG
Sporisorium graminicola is the source of this 2694-nucleotide messenger RNA. RefSeq lists its product as uncharacterized. Bases 1 to 2694 code for a protein of 897 amino acids. Gene Ontology annotation, biological process: SCF-dependent proteasomal ubiquitin-dependent protein catabolic process. Lineage: Eukaryota; Fungi; Basidiomycota; Ustilaginomycetes; Ustilaginales; Ustilaginaceae. The record is from RefSeq and is a predicted model, not a curated record. The transcript has a single exon. Gene Ontology annotation, cellular component: SCF ubiquitin ligase complex.